Messenger RNA from Scomber scombrus (Atlantic mackerel), 4354 nucleotides. RefSeq names its product signal transducing adaptor molecule (SH3 domain and ITAM motif) 1 (gene stam). Gene Ontology annotation, molecular function: phosphatidylinositol binding; ubiquitin binding. NCBI's taxonomy places the organism in Eukaryota, Metazoa, Chordata, Actinopteri, Scombriformes, Scombridae. The coding region runs from base 139 to 1698 and encodes 519 amino acids. Gene Ontology annotation, biological process: protein transport to vacuole involved in ubiquitin-dependent protein catabolic process via the multivesicular body sorting pathway. Gene Ontology annotation, cellular component: ESCRT-0 complex. The transcript is spliced from 14 exons. The record is from RefSeq and is a predicted model, not a curated record.
GUGACUGUGUAGAAUACAGUCAUUUGACAUUCAUGAAGUUUGUCGUUACUAUGCAUUUUUAUUGCAUGAAAUAAGCCACAGCGGGGAAAAGAAAAUAACAGGGGGAAGGCGACAUCUGUUGCGGUCAAAACACCAGCAAUGCCACUCUUCGCGACCAACCCAUUUGACCAAGAUGUUGAGAAAGCAACCAGUGAGAUGAACACAGCUGAGGACUGGGGCCUCAUUCUGGACAUAUGUGAUAAGAUAGGGCAGUCACGCACUGGGCCUAAAGAAUGCCUCCGCUCUAUAAUGAGAAGAGUCAACCACAAGGAUCCCCACGUGGCCAUGCAGGCACUGACUCUCCUUGGUGCUUGUGUCUCAAACUGUGGGAAAAUAUUCCACUUGGAGGUGUGCUCCAGAGAAUUUGCCAGUGAAGUCAGUAACGUCUUAAACAAGGGCCACCCUAAAGUGUGUGAGAAACUGAAGGCACUGAUGGUGGAGUGGGCAGAGGACUUCCGCAACGAUCCCCAGCUCAGUUUGAUCUCAGCCAUGAUCAAAAAUCUACGUGAGCAGGGGGUCACUUUCCCUGCUGUGGGGUCCCAGGCUGCAGAGCAAGCAAAAGCAAGCCCUGCUUUAGUGGCAAAGGAUCCCUCCACCUCAACAAACAAAAAAGAAGAAGAAGACCUGGCCAAAGCUAUUGAGCUGUCACUGAAGGAGCAACGUCAGCAGCCGCAGACCUCCCUGUCAAGCCUUUACCCCAGCACCUCCAGCCUGCUCUCCUCACACAAGUCUGACGGCAGAAAAGUCCGCGCCAUCUACGACUUUGAGGCUGCCGAAGACAAUGAACUCACCUUCAAAUCAGGAGAAAUCAUUACUAUCUUGGACGAUAGUGAUCCCAACUGGUGGAAAGGGGAAACAUACCAGGGUGUGGGGCUCUUCCCCUCUAACUUUGUCACUGCUGACCUCACUGCAGAGCCUGAGAUGAUGAAGACAGAGAAGAAGUCGGUCCAGUUCAGCGAGGACAUCCAGGUGGAGACCAUAGAGCCCGAGCAAGAGCCUGUAUAUAUAGACGAGGACAAAAUGGACCAGCUGCUGCAAAUGAUCCAGAGUGCAGAUCCCACAGACAACCAGUCAGACAGUGUUGAGUUACUACAGUUGGAAGGUGCCUGCAAUCAAAUGGGACCCCUCAUUGACCAGAAGUUAGAGGAUAUAGACAGGAAGCACUCAGAGCUGUCGGAGCUGAAUGUGAAGGUGAUGGAAGCUCUGUCUUUGUAUGCUAAGCUGAUGAACGAAGAUCCAGUCUAUGCCAUGUAUGCCAAGCUGCAGAGCCAGCAGUACUACAUGCAGCAGCCUGCCAACGCAGCACAACAGGUCUACCCUGGUCAGCCUGCAUCAGGUUCGUACGCCAUGAGCGGUACCGCAGUGCAGGGUUACAAUGUUCCCAUGGAGCAGCUUCAAGCUGGAACCCCAAUGCCCGGCCAGCCGGCCCCCAGUGAUGUCCAUAUGUACAUGGGCCAGCCGCCAGUCUACACUGCAGCCCCGGGCAGCAUGGCCCCAGCAGACAUUCACUCCUACCAGAAUCCCGCCAGCGCCCCUGGCCCCGCCUCUGGUACAAAUCCUAUGACGCAGACGCCAAACUACAGCGCCCCCACUGGCCAGAGCAUAGCACCUUCCUCAGACGCCCCACAGGCCCCCUAUUCAGAAAAAGCUUUGCUAUAGGGCCACCUGAGCUCACCGUUGUCCUCAUGCGUACACAUACACACACACACCAGACCUGAUCAAAUAGUGGUUGUAAAUUAUUUUUUGCAUUUCUUUUCUCAUGCACACCAGAUUAAUGGAAAAAAGUGAAGAUGUAGUACAUUGACAUUAAUAUCUGGCAUACUCAGUGUUUUAUCUGGCAGAUAUGAAGUUAAAUAUACAGUUACACUUCCAGGUUUAGAAGUGAUCACUGUAUGGUCUGAAAAUGGCCUCUGCUUCCUUUCAGGACUUUAUUGGAUUAAUUGUGUUCCUUUGUUCUCACUCUUCUCCUGCAUGUCUCUACAUGAUUCAGAUGUAAAGAUAUGGAGGAGCUUUUAGCUGCACUUUCAUCCUGAGUUGCACUUAUUUAAGUUCUGGACAUUAGUCAUUCCUGACCACUUCCAAAACUGGACGUCCAUAGCAAUAUGAGCAUUGCACUCAAACAAGUGUAAUUGUAGCCACUUAAAACUAAUCAUUGAAUAUUUAUGCAAUUACUAUUUGAUCAAGUGCGAGAUAUACAAGCAUUCCCUCACUCCACAUUCAACAUGCACACUGAAGCUGCACACACAUUAUUCAGUCACACUACAGGCAGGUGUACAGCAGUGGAAAUGCACACAAGCUCAGUUGUACCAGUUGGUUCACACAUCCUCAGCGGUAUGUGACCUUCACACCUUUACCUUCACUCACACACUAACACGGAGAGAAAUUCACAACAGCCUUCUCACCCACUUACGCAACUACAGCUAAUCAUGACAUAAAAGGGGGGCGUUGACUCGCAUUGACUUUUUUAAAAUUUUUAUUUUAUCAGAAAAAGGACUCAUAGCGAUGCUGAAAACGUUAGGCUACUACACUCUGUAUAUGUUGUCAACUUUUAGAAGUACUGAAAACUGAAGACACUUUUUUUUUGUUGGAGGGAAAAGAAGCAAGAGGAAAUGAAGCAUGCACAUGACUCUUGUAUAUACUGUACUGGACUAGUAGUGAAGCCACAUGAUGACCUCAUGGGUGGGCUGUAUGUUAGUGCAGCUCCCGGGCAUUUUAGCCUUAAAGGUGAACUCUGCAGUUAUGAUGUCCCCGGUGAAUUAAAGGUGUAAAAGCCAAAGAGAACAAAGCGAAAAAGUGUUCACAUGCCACAGAACAAAAUAUGUUGUUUCUUUCUUUGAUUUUUAAUUUUUUUUUUUUAUAAAUAUGAUUGACUUCAUACUGCAGUCUUCCUUUUGAAAACGAGCAGUUCUGGAUCCUUGUUGGUGGACACAGGGCUCACUCUGUCUCCAUUCUGGGGCUGCACUAACAGACUCGUACCACAGACUUGGCUACUAAGGGGUGAACUCUUUGAAACUCACCCCAGUGUCUUUAAAGCAUCUCCUUAGUCAGUGUUGAAAAAUGAAGACUAUGUUUUUGUAGUGCAUUUUAAUUUAUGUUUUGAUUAUUGUUAUGCUAUUUUAAAUGGAGAAGCAGUGCAGGAUGUAUGCAUUUCAAAGAAAAGCGGAAUAUACGAUAUUCUGCCCAUCUUAGUUGUAUAUUUAAAUUGCUCACAUGAGAACAUGGACUUUUCUCUCUGUGUUUGAUACAUGCUUAUUGUACUGUAGGCUCAAAUGGUAAUGUGAAAACUGAUCAAACCUCCCUGCACAUUUAAAAAAUUUGUCAGUUCGCAGAGCUGUGUUAACACUAAAACCAAUUCUACCUGAGGCAGAACUGAAGUAAGGUUUCUAUGAUCCUGGACGCUACAGUUUGGGUUUGUAGACAUCUCUUUCCCAAAGUCUGCCUAAGCUAUGAGUUUCAGUGAUUCUGAUUUCAAGCAUUCAAGAUCAAAUCUUUUACAAAGUCUACUUUUAUUACGUCAUCUACUUUAUUUUGUCAGUUUGUUAGAAAACGCACCUUUUUUAAUACUCAGUUCUCAGUGGCUCGUAUUGCGUCCACAUGUGAAAGGUCUUUGGGAAACAGAUUUGCAAAUACUGAUUGGAUCGCAAAAAGUGGAUGAAAAAUUAUUUAUCUGUUGUAUAUUAUUAACUGAUACUAAAUGAAGGAGAUAUAAAGCAGUUUUAGAUAAUUUCUUCCAAUUGCAGGUGCAAAUUGGUGCGUUGAUCUAACUUUGAAAUGGUGUCAUGUCAGUUUCUCUUUAGAUCCUCUCUUUCAAAUGUUCUACUUGCCAUCCCUGUGCCGCCUUAAGAACACAAAACAACCCUCAACUUAAGCUCAGUACCUGGGAUUUUGCAAGCAAGAGGCCAUUUUACCCUUCAGAACUUGAUUUGUGCAUCACCUUGUUGUUGUAAGUUGAUUUCUGAGACAAGGAAUCCUAUUUUGCUGCCUUCAACUAAAUGCUACAGUGAAAUAAUAUGAAUCUGUUGAAUCAAAAGAGGGUUGAAAAUAUCCAAGUAGCAGCUAUUCUGGGACCACAGGACCAGGAGCCGGUUAAUCAUCACACAACAUUUAAAUCUUAACAUCUUGUUGUGCCACAGCGUUGGACUGCAGCCCUGAUGUAAUUUUAUUGUACAGGAUUGAGAUGCUGCCUGUUUUUAAGUUUUAAACCAACAUCAUUAUUGUAAAGGUUCUGUCUAAACUUGUACCCUGCUGUUUGUAUGUAUUCUUUUAACCAUACUUAUUAAUUGGUAUUCACAAUAAAAACCAGGCCAAAUGUACA